This is a messenger RNA of Aureobasidium pullulans EXF-150, 3484 nucleotides long. RefSeq lists its product as uncharacterized. The record is from RefSeq and is a predicted model, not a curated record. Gene Ontology annotation, cellular component: fungal-type vacuole membrane; cytoplasm. Gene Ontology annotation, molecular function: protein binding. Gene Ontology annotation, biological process: autophagy; vesicle-mediated transport; endosomal vesicle fusion. Bases 105 to 3224 code for a protein of 1039 amino acids. NCBI's taxonomy places the organism in Eukaryota, Fungi, Ascomycota, Dothideomycetes, Dothideales, Saccotheciaceae. The transcript has 3 exons.
ACGAGGUGCAGUGACAAGCUCUGUAAUUGAUCAAAAGCUCAAGACGAUACCGACCAGAGGCAUCACCGAAUUUGAACCGAAUCAGUUCAUGGUGAAAGGUCGCCAUGUUGUCGGCCUUUCGCGCGCAGCCCAUCUAUGAGCUCAAACAACAAGACAAGUCCAAGAUCGAGUCGGUCUUAGCAUAUGGCGACCGACUUCUUGUAGGCCUCAGUACAGGCACGCUCCGUAUAUACCGCGUCAACGAAGUACCCGAGACAAGCCCAGAUGCGACACCGUCAAAGACACGCGCUGUCGACCUUGUGCGGGAGGAAGAGAAGUUCUCAAGAAGAGCAAUCCAACAAUUGGCAAUCAUCAAGGAAGCGAACAUACUCGUCUCGCUGUCCGACGGUCAUGUCUCAAUACACGACCUUCAGACGUUCCAAUUGCAGGAGAAGCUGGACAAGACCAAGGGCGCAACUGCUUUCGCCGUAACCUCGAAUGUCAUCAAAGACCCCGUCACCGAUAUUCCGUCGCUCGUAUCACGUCUGGCUGUUGCUGUCAAGCGUCGUAUUCUCUGGUGGAGUUGGCAAGAUAUGGAAUUGUCCCCUGAGGUUCAAGAGAUAACAUUACCACACUCUCCCAAGUCACUACUAUGGGCUACUGGAACAAAGAUGCUGGUUGGUCUGGAUCCCGGGUUCUCAAUCAUUGAUAUUGAGACUUUAGCUGUGGCAGAUGUCAUCAAACCUACACCGACCGGCAAUGUCAGAUUUGGUGCUGUCAGUUCGUCGGGCAUGGGCUAUAUGGGAAUGGGAAGCUGGGUUCCGAAACCCAUGGCAACAAAUCUAACAAACAACAAAAUGCUUAUUGCGAAGGAUGUCAACACUCUGUUCAUCGACACAGAUGCGAAGCCUGCCGAUAAACGUCAAAUACCAUGGGCAUUCGCUCCUGAAGCCCUAGGAUACUCUUACCCCUACUUACUCUCACUACAACAGACCGCGAAGGGAGCUUUGGAUGUCAGAAGUCCCGACACACUGAACCUAUUACAGACCAUCCCUCUACCAGGCGCUUCAAUACUUCAUGUUCCUCAGCCCAAUAUCAGCUUGGCGCAUGCUGGUAAAGGCUUUCUUGUUGCUAGUGACAGGUGUAUCUGGCGUAUGGUUGCUCUGAAUUAUGAGGCUCAGGUCAGCCAGCUUGUCGAGAAGACAAAAUUCGAUGAGGCCAUCAGUCUUCUCAACAUGCUGGAAGAUACACUUCUCAAGGACAAACAGGGUUCGAUCAGAGAGAUUAGCAUGCUCAAAGCCCAGAACCUGUUCUCUCAACAGAAGUAUAGACCAGCGUUGGAUCUGUUUACCGACGUUUCUGCUCCGCCAAAGCGUGUUGUUUCACUAUAUCCGAAGUCCAUCGCUGGUGAUCUCUCGACUAUUGAAGAGCCUACGGAGCUUACUGAUACGGAUGAGCCUUCUGGAGAGACUAGUGCUGCGGAGGAAAACUCGUCGCAAACGGAAGAUCAGGUCAAGAACACACCAACUCCUACAAAAUCAGUAUUGGGCAAGUUCAAGCCAUCGGCGGUUAAGGAUGAUUCUGAUACUGCAUCCAUUCGCUCUUUCCGUACGACGAGUGAAGCUCCUCGCGAAAAGCCUGCAAAGGAUGCGCCAUUGACUGGAUCUGAUUUGAAAGCUGCCGUCAUGGCAUUAUGUUCAUACCUAGCUCAAUCUCGUGUUCAAGUCCAGCGACAUAUGAACACGGAUGGUACACUCAAGGUUGAAUUGACCGAAGGUACUACGCCAUCAUUCAGCAAUCUUAUUGAGCUUCCUGAAGGUGCCGAGAAUAUCGAUUGGAAAGCUGAGUUGUUGGAAGUCGCUAAGCUGGUCGAUACUACCUUGUUCCGCGCCUACAUGCUCGCUCUGCCGUCACUCGCUGGACCACUAUUCCGCCUUGACAACUUCUGCGACCCUCUUGUUGUUGAAGAGAAGCUCUACGAAAGUGGAAGAUACAAUGACCUUAUUGACUUCCUUUAUGGCAAGAAGCUGCAUCGUGAAGCCUUGGAAUUGUUAGAAAAGUUUGGUCGUAAUGAGGCCGCAGAAGAGGUCAUGCCAGCUUUGAGAGGACCAGACAGGACCAUCGGAUAUCUGCAGAAUUUGCCUGCUGAACUCAUCGACAUCAUCCUGGAAUUCGCGGAGUGGCCAAUAAAGGUUGAUUCGAAAAAGGGUAUGGAGAUAUUUGUUGCAGAUACUAAGAACGCCGCAAAUCUGCCCAAAGACAAGGUGUUGAAAUUUCUUGUUCCAUUGGACAAGUCGCUUGCAGUGCAAUAUCUGGAGCAUGUCAUUCUUGAACUCAACGACAAGACGCCGGAGUUCCACCAGAAACUGGUCGAUUUGUAUUUGGAGAAACUACGAGACAGAGAAGGAAGCAGCGAUGAAGAGCGAAACCAAGCUCGGACGAAGUUGGAAGAGUUUUUGCGUAACAGCACGCAAUACCAUAAACUCAAGACUUUCAACCAGCUGCCUGCUGAUGAUCCCGAUGUUUACGAAGCUCGUGCGAUCGUCCUUUGCGCCAUGGGUAACCACAAGCAAGCUCUCCAGAUCUAUGUCUUCCAGAUCCAAGACCACGAAAAAGCAGAAGAAUAUUGCAACAAAAUUUACCUCUCGACUUCGACAUCGCCAGCGCCCGUCGGCUCAAACCCCAACACCGGCAGCCAGACCUACGAAAAGAGUAGCAUGUCCACCGAUCCCGAGGACCAGCAGCCGAACGUCUAUACUACAUUGCUGUCCCUCUACCUCAAACCGCCAUCACCGCACAAAGUGCAAUGGGAGCCUGCACUGCAACUUCUCUCGAAACACGGUCCCCGCCUUCCUGCAGCAAACACACUAGAUCUCAUGCCCUCCGACCUCCACGUCAGCGAAUUGAACUCCUACUUCCUCGGCCGCAUCCGCAGCGCCAACACCGUCGUCCGCGAAGAACGCAUCAUCACAUCCCUCCAAGCCAUCCUCAAAACCAACCUCUCCUCUGACUUGCUUCUCGGCCCUGAACAUGCUCAAGGUAAAGGUGGAAGAAGUAGAAGGGUGGUGAUAAGAGAAGACGACCAUUGUCGCGUCUGUCAUAAGAGAUUUGGCAAUUCGGCUGUUAGGGUGUAUCCGGAUAACGAGGUCAUUCAUUAUGGGUGUGUGGGGAGGAGCGGUGUGCAGAGGAUGAAGGCGGGACAAGGCCAAGGGUUGCAAGGGUUGAGGGUAUUGCCUUGGGGGUAGAUCGGGGGAUAUGGGAGGGAGUGGAAAGAGUGUAAGUUAGGAAGAUACCCAAAUGCAGUUUUUGAUACUUUUGAUGGGUUUCGUACCCGUGCAGGAUGUUGUGAUGCAAGCCAGUUAAGUCGAUGUCUUUGUCGAAACUACUGAUGUUGAUGAUCUACGCGCGCACGGCGUGUAUCUUUGGGAUGUUCAGUUAGGGUAUUGAUGACUAGAUACGACUUGUAAGACUACAUCAAUAUCUGCAGUCUAAUCAACAGUGGAGC